UGAUCAACGUAAACAACUAAUAACUGUUCAGAUUUCAUAGUUCUGUUGCUGAUUUUAUUAUUAUAAAAUAAAACAUGAGCGCUUCUGAGAAUCUACAUGCUCGAAAACAAGAUGAGAAAGUCAAAGAGGAGAAGUCUCUUACUAUACCGGUACCGGUAGUAGUUGAGGAAGACCACCACCACUCGGAUAUCGAGAAUAAUGAGUCCAAAACAACUCCGGCUGUUUCGCUGCCAAUGAUUCGCUUUUCCUCGCCACAAGUCAUGAUUUAUGUGUACACGGCAACUUUCUUUGGAGCAAUGAUUGGAAUGGAGGUUGCAAUGGAAGCAGCAUCGGAUGCCUUUUCAGACCUGAGGGCCUUGGGGAGUGCCAUUACUUUUUUUCAGAUGAGCUGGUGUGUCUUGUUUCCAUUGGCAAUUUCCAAGGGGAAAGGAUUAGAGAACUUUCCAAGAACAAAACAAGAUCUGCUGCCCUACAUUAAACUUUCCCUUCUUGUUUUUGGGGCAACGGGUCUUGCCAAUGAGGCGAUACUUUACGUGACAUAUCCUACCGGAGUGGUCAUCAAGAGUGCCAAACUCAUCCCUACCAUGGUAGUGGCAACCGUCUGGCAAGGACAAGGAUAUACCAGGUUGGAAUAUCUUGCCGCUCUACUUCUUUGUGCGGGGGCUGCUGGAUACUCCUAUGGAAGUGGAAACGAUCACGACGCAGAUGCCACAAUUGCCCCCUUCUCUGCCAACGCUGCCUGGGGAGUCGCGCUGUUGCUCGUUAGCAUUGUUUGUGAUGCAGUUGUCCCCAACUACCAGAAAAUACUCUUGAAUCAAGGCGUCCCUGUGGCACAGCUCAUGAUCAAUUGCAAUGAUGUGGGCACUCUUGGUGUCGUGGCCUACAUGAUUGUGACGGGCCAGCUCUUUGCCGUCAUUCGAACCUGUUAUAACCAUCCCCAACUCUUCAUGUAUUUGACGUUUGUGGGGAUUGGCCUUUCGACAGCUGUGUGGGCGUAUACAAAGUUGAUCCAGGCUACAUCCUCUGUGAUGGCAGUGACAGUAUCCACGCUCCGAAAGGUGGCCACCAUGUUUCUAUCCUGCAUCAUCUUCCCCAAGCCUCUGCUAACAAUCCACAUUUAUUCUGGAUGCUUGGUUUUGUUGGGAUUGGUCUUGUCGAGUGUGGCAAAAGAAAAAUUGGGUAAAACGAAGGUGGAACUCGACGACGAGUCGGAGUCUGAGAAUUGUUGCUGGUGCGGUAUCAGUAGUAAUGUGAAUGUGGGACAGGUGGUGCAUCGUAGAGAAAGAACAGGAGAUAGGAAGUAGAUAUAUUUGAUGUGAUAGAAUGAAUGCGUUGAAACCGUAAUAGAACGUGUCGACCGGUGUUGGAUAUCUCUCUCCCGAAAUCUCUGUGGCUACCAAGCGAGUCCAGAAGCAAUGAUUACAUUGCAUGCCUGGAAACCAGGGGGGGAAAUAUCUUUCGCAUGCAUUCUCAAAAUACCUUCCAUGCUUGAGUAAUACCAACAUUAGAACACUUUCUUCUUCUCAAAAACUCUUCGACCUUCCCCCUUACUUUGGCUAUGAUCCAGUGCGUGUCCACAGCGCCCUCGGCAAUGCCUUGAUGUUGGGUCAUGUGACGAUCGGAUU
Messenger RNA from Seminavis robusta, 1625 nucleotides. The record is from the annotation of a GenBank genome assembly. Lineage: Eukaryota; Bacillariophyta; Bacillariophyceae; Naviculales; Naviculaceae.